CUGUUCAGAGUUACACUGCGAUUUCUGCCGCGUUGUCUCAGAUAGAUUAAAGCACAGUCUGGACUUUAUCUGACCUUCUUCCACUUAUUUACUCGGAGUGAUACACAGAUAGAUAAAGAAGCCAUGGAGAACAUCUUCAUUCUCCUCGGCGUAACCCUCCUCGCCACAGGCAUUGAUGGUCAGACGCAGAGCUCCGGAAUACAGGAGCUGGCCACCAGGAGCGCAGACUUCGGCACGGCGCUGUACCGGACAAUCGCUAGCACGAAUGAUGAUAACUUUGUGAUCUCACCUUUAGCAGCCUCCCUGAGCCUCGCGUCUCUGGCAGCAGGAGCUGGAGAGAACACACGCCAAGAGCUGCUCCAAACCUUAAAACUGGCUCCUAUGGAAAUGGACACGGAGCCGGACCGGAUCCCAACAUUGCUGCAGGAGAUGAGGGAAUCUGUAGCUCAGACUGUAGCAUCGGGUUUGUUUAUCAGCCAGCAGGUGCAGGUCGAGUCCAGCUUCAGCAGCCAGGUGAAGACGUUCUACAGCACAGAUGUGAAGAGUGAGGAUUUCUCCAAGGUACAGGCCACUAAAGAAAGCAUUAAUGAGUAUGUCACCGGAAGCACCGGGAACAAGAUCAGGGAGGUGCUGGACACCGUGGAUCCUCAAAGCCAGCUCAUGCUCAUUAGUGCUGCAUAUUUUACAGGCCAGUGGAAGCUCCCGUUCAAUGCCAGCUUCACCCAGCAGGAGCGGUUCUAUGUUGACAAGUACCACGUCAUCCAGGUUCCUAUGAUGGUCCGUUCAGAUAAAUACUACCUGGCGUAUGACCCGGCUCUAAAGGUGGGCAUUCUGAAGCUGCCAUGUACUGAUGGUACCGCCAUGCUGGUCCUUCUGCCAGAUGAAGAAGUAGAUUACACAUCUGUGGACGAAGCGCUGACAGCCGAAGUGUUCCUCAGAUGGGUAGCAAAGCUGAAGAGAACGAAGUUAGAAGUGAUGCUGCCGAGGUUCUCUGUGGAGUAUUCCUUCUCUUUGAAGAAAAGCCUUACCAGUCUGGGCUUUACCAAAUUUCAGGAUACUGGUGCAGAUUUGUCAGGAAUCAGCAAAACCUCAGAGCUGAAACUUUCUGAGGCACUGCAGAAGGUCCUGGUUGAAGUGGAUGAGCAAGGAAGCUCUUCAGCUCCGUCCUCCAGCAGCCUCUUCAUGGAGACUCUUCCUCCGAGGCUCACUUUCAAUCGACCUUUCUUGUUUCUUAUCUAUCACGAGGCCACUAAAAGCCUUCUGCACAUGGGCCGCGUUAUUGACCCUACUAAGAAGUAGUCAUGUUUGAAUCAUGCAUGACCUGAAACAUAUUCAGCAUACCCUAUUCUUCUGUCAACUGAUUAGCAUUACUGGAAUAUGCAUUGCACGGAAGUUAAUGUCUGGAAUAUAAUGUAAUACAGUACUCACUCUUCUAUAUACACUUAUCUAUAAUUAUCUAGUUCACCUGUUUAAAAGACAUAAUUACCCACUAUACCACAUGCUACAGAUUCUACAGAUUCUGAUACAGUAGGUCAUGAGAUAACAGCGUCUUUCAUUUUAAUGCUCGUAACAUGUAUGUGUAAUCAUGUAUCAUAUGUAACAUUAAUGGAAGGAAUCUCAAGUUCAGCUAAAGCUGUAAUUUUAGUUUUUCUCGUUACAUUCUUCAAUAAAUCAAAGUUGUAAUCAUUA
Molecule: messenger RNA, 1689 nt
Organism: Clarias gariepinus (North African catfish)
Lineage: Eukaryota; Metazoa; Chordata; Actinopteri; Siluriformes; Clariidae
Gene: serpina10a
Product: serpin peptidase inhibitor, clade A (alpha-1 antiproteinase, antitrypsin), member 10a
Exons: 5
Coding region: 124-1299 (391 amino acids)
Biological process (GO): blood coagulation; negative regulation of endopeptidase activity
Molecular function (GO): serine-type endopeptidase inhibitor activity
Source: RefSeq, a predicted model, not a curated record